AGUCUUCGCGCAACCAUGGAAGUGAUCAAUGCGGUAAUCGCGGCACUCGUAUGCCUAUUUAUUGCCAACAAUAACGUAAUGUCGCGCCUGCUGGUUGAGAAUUGUGGAAUAUCAAAGGACGAUCCAUACGUUCCGAACAUUUUUGGAGGAGCCAAAACAAAUAUUCAAGAAAAUCCUUGGAUGGUGUUGGUUUGGUCGAGUAAGCCCUGCGGCGGCUCUCUUAUUGCACGGCAAUUCGUCCUGACAGCAGCGCACUGCGUAUCCUUUGAAGAUCUGUAUGUGCGCUUGGGUGAUUACGAAACACUAGAUCCCAUGCCAUACUGCCUUAACAAUCACUGUAUACCAAAGUUCUACAACAUUAGUGUGGAUAUGAAAAUUGUUCACGAAAAUUAUAAUGGCAUCACUCUCCAGAAUGAUAUAGCAUUGCUUCGUAUGUCCGAAGCUGUGGAGUACUCAGAUUAUGUUAGGCCAAUUUGCCUUCUUGUCGGCGAGCAAAUGCAAAGCAUUCCAAUGUUUACGGUUACCGGCUGGGGUGAAACAGAAUAUGGUCAAUUCAGUCGGAUCCUACUGAAUGCCACUCUAUAUAACAUGGAUAUAUCAUACUGUAACAUUAAGUUCAACAAACAGGCUGAUCGAUCGCAGAUAUGUGCUGGCAGUCAUACCAGUAACACCUGUAAGGGCGAUUCUGGAGGCCCAUUGAGCUCGAAAUUUCAUUAUGGCAACAGGCUUCUGAGUUUCCAGUACGGCUUGGUCAGCUACGGAUCCGAAAGGUGCGCGGCUAAUGUGGCAGGUGUUUACACCAAUGUAUCGUACCACAGGGAAUGGAUAUUUAAUAAAAUGGUUCAAUUCAAACCUACAGGUCAUACUACCUUUUGGUUAUCCAAGCUCGUAGGCCAAACUUGUAACAUAACAGACAUAAUAAGGAAUAUAGAACUAAUGUAUAACAGAAUUGUAUAUGAAAAUUAAUUAAUAUUCGACAAAAUGGCAGGGCAACGCAUCGAAGUUCGAAAUAUAUUAAAGUUCAAGAGAUUUAAUUAAAAAAAAAAAAUCUUGUCAUUAAUUGAAAAUAAACGAUGUCACAUUCAAAUCGAUUGUAAAAAUUGUAUUAGUAUUUUUUCUGAAUAAAUCACUUCUUAUCUCUGCCGUUUGCCGAAGAACAAGCAU
Molecule: messenger RNA, 1164 nt
Organism: Drosophila melanogaster (fruit fly)
Lineage: Eukaryota; Metazoa; Arthropoda; Insecta; Diptera; Drosophilidae
Exons: 3
Coding region: 16-966 (316 amino acids)
Biological process (GO): proteolysis
Cellular component (GO): extracellular region
Molecular function (GO): serine-type peptidase activity; peptidase activity; hydrolase activity
Source: RefSeq, marked reviewed